This is a messenger RNA of Phragmites australis (common reed), 1508 nucleotides long. RefSeq lists its product as uncharacterized. The transcript has 3 exons. The record is from RefSeq and is a predicted model, not a curated record. Lineage: Eukaryota; Viridiplantae; Streptophyta; Magnoliopsida; Poales; Poaceae. Bases 381 to 965 code for a protein of 194 amino acids.
CGAAAAACAAAUGCGCAAGGAGUAUCCUGAGCUCUUUGAGACUGGUGAGUCAUAAGUUUUGAAAUAUUUUACCUCUGUUCCAUAGAUGCUAUGGAAGCGGCAGAAUUCGGGGACGAAUUCAUUUAAGGGGGGGAGAAUGUAAUACCAAAUUUUUUUUGAGAAAAAACAGAGAGUUUUGACCGAAAUUUUACUUUUUGAUCCGUGGCUCGUAUGGACGAUCGGAGACCAUGGUUGCGUUCAUCUGGUCGAGACGAACCCGUUUUGCUAUUCAUAUGUCCGUUCCGGGCAUUUUGUGACCCGUAGAAAGCCCAAUCAAUCCAGACCGUUCGUUGUUUUUAAAAAAAAUAAAAAUAAAAAAAAUAAUAAAGGAUAAGUACCGGAUGGAUCGGCCCUCAACCCAAUCCAUCCAGACACUUCUCGCAUUCGUCUCUCUCUGUGUAUCGUUGCUGUGCGUUGCGCGUUGCUGCCAGGACUGCUCGCCGGCGCGUGCGUGUGUGCGUGCGCUGCUAGCUGCUACGCGCCGCCGCCGCGCCGCUACUGCUACUCGCUGUCCGCCGGCCCGCCGGCACCACCGCCUGCUCGCCGCCGUGCGUGCUGCUCGCCGACGCCCCUGCGCGCCGCUGCAGCGUGCGCUGCGCCGCCGCUGUCGCGCUGCGCCGCCGCCGUCGUGCCAUGCAUCACCGUGUGAGAGCCGCAAGAGCGAGCAAGCAAGCAGCCAGCAGCGCCGAGCGAAGAGCAGGAAGAAGGAAGAAAGAGAAAAGAAAAGAAAAGAGAAGAAAAAAAAAAGAAGAAGGAAGAAAGGAAAAAAAAAAAGAAAAAAAAAGGAAAAGUUGGAAAUUUCGGGAUUUCGUCGGAUUCGUCGUCAAUCUUUCGAAGGCGAUUUCUCGGUGGUACUAUUUCCGGACGUUCUUGAUCGAAUUUUCUUCAUCGUCGGUAAAGAAGUUUACUCGAUGAUUGAUUUAUGAAGUGCAGUAGGCACGAUAUGCCAUUCUGCAGUUGUGCAUUAGUGUUGUAUGCAAUGUUUUUUUUUAAGUCUCAAGCAUAUUCCGGAAGUUAUGUUGGUUAUGCUUGAAGCACGUCAUACAUAUAUGUCUCAUGCAUUGGAAGUUUGUCGUCGUCUUCUGGCCGCGACCGUACCGGUACAGUACCGUAUGUCACCCGAGGAGGGGUACGGUGCACACCCUUACGUUACCCGAGGAGGGGUAAGGGUGAGAAGAGCAUGUCAUGUGCAUGGUUAUGUCUUCUUGUGAAAUUCAAUGAAUUAUUCAUAUCAAAUCUUAUUUCCUUUAGUUAGCAUGUAUAUAGAUAUAUAUGCGGCUCUGAAGGCUUAUACCAACCGAAUGUUAAAAUGUUUAAUGUUAUCGUUGGACUUGCUUAGUCAUAACUGUUUCUCCUAGUGUUGGCGGUCUGUUUCAUUACUAGUUUCUAUUUAGAAUUGUUAACACAUUCAACUGUGGCUAAAUAGCUUUUUGUUAAAGUACCUUUCACUUGCUGAGAUUUUUGAAUCU